Cooperia oncophora is the source of this 898-nucleotide messenger RNA. Lineage: Eukaryota; Metazoa; Nematoda; Chromadorea; Rhabditida; Trichostrongylidae. The record is from the annotation of a GenBank genome assembly.
AUGCUUCUAUUUCUACAGUUUUCUCUUGCUAGGAUGGCGUCUCAUUUGACGGUGAAAGUACAUCCUGUGGUGUACAUGACAAUAGUUGACUCGUAUCUUCGACGUCAACGUCCUACCAAAGCUGGGCAGCCAGCCAAUGACAAGGCCUUGGGUACACUCAUGGGAUUCUAUGAAAAGGAUGCAGUGCAGGUCACUAACUGCUUUGCUAUUCCAUUCAGUGAGUUGAGGGACGAUCUUGAACUAGAUGAUUCAUUCAAUCAGCAAAUGAUUCAAAUGCUGAAGAGAGCCGCACCUACUGAACAACCUGUGGGAUGGUUUUACACCUCUUCUGAUCUUUCCUCCAAUUGCCUCAUCUAUCAUGAUUACUACAACAGAGUCAUAAAUGAGGUAUCUCGGAAGGAGUCUCCGCCUCUCAUUUUGUUAACCCUUGAUACAACAUUCACUAGUGCAGACGACAAAUAUCGUGUGCCUAUGAGGGCCUACCUCAGAACCUUGGCUGGAAUCCCUCGUGCACGUGAUCCUCACUGCGCAAUAUUCAAUCCUCUUCGCGUAGAACUCGAUGCUUUUCCAGGAGAAUGUGUAGCAAUGCAAUUAAUCGAGAAUGCCUUGGAUUCGAGACGACGUGAGGUGACAAUGGAAAGUGGACUUGAACAACUCGAAAGAAGUAUAGCGCAGAUAAUCGAAUGGCUCGAACGCUUGCUAGAGUAUGUCAACGAGGUUACUUCUCGCGAUGAGCUUCCUACUGAUGCGACAAUGGGACGUCGAUUAAUGGAUAUUGUUAACACGGCUGCCACGCAUAUGCAGACUGAAAAACUGGACAGUCUUGUCAAGAACAGCUUGAGGGAUUAUAUGAUGAUUUCUUACUUGGCGAACCUUACGACAACUCAGCUCUCAAGUG